Molecule: messenger RNA, 1846 nt
Organism: Pollicipes pollicipes
Lineage: Eukaryota; Metazoa; Arthropoda; Thecostraca; Pollicipedomorpha; Pollicipedidae
Product: putative ammonium transporter 3
Exons: 11
Coding region: 13-1659 (548 amino acids)
Biological process (GO): ammonium homeostasis; ammonium transmembrane transport
Cellular component (GO): plasma membrane
Molecular function (GO): ammonium channel activity
Source: RefSeq, a predicted model, not a curated record
CGUGCUGGCGCCAUGUACACCACAGAAGUGGUGACGGAGAUGGACAUGGCGAACAUGACCAACACGACCUACAUGCCGCGCAGCGAGGAAGACCAGAACAUGAGCUGGGAUGACGCCACCUGGGUCAUGACAGCCUCAUUCAUCGUCUUCACCAUGCAGUCCGGUUUUGGUCUCCUAGAGUCGGGGUGCGUAUCACUGAAGAACGAGGUCAACAUCAUGGUGAAGAACGCGGUGGACGUCAUCCUCGGGGGUCUAUCCUACUGGGUGUUCGGCUACGGCCUCAGCUUCGGCACCGCCUACUCCAACAUACUGUUCGCGGCAGGAGACUUUGCCGUCUCCGCACCAGAGCAGGACAUGGGACCGUUGUUCGCCACGUAUAUAUUCCAGCUGUCCUUCGCGACUACAGCGACAACCAUCGUGUCGGGGGCCAUCGCCGAGAGAUUCAACUUCAUGGCCUACUGCAUGUUCUCCUUUAUCAACACGAUCGUGUACUGCGUGCCGGCUGGCUGGCUGUGGGGACAGCACGGCUUCCUGUAUAAGAUGGGUGCCAUCGACAUAGCCGGCUCUGCAGGAGUGCAUCUCGUCGGCGGCGUCUCCGGUCUGGUGGCGUGCAUCAUGGUAGGGCCACGCCUGGGCCGCUACGACCAAGGCCACGAGCAGUUCCCCAUGGGCAGCCCUACCAACGCCAUGCUUGGCAUGUUCAUGCUCUGGUGGGGCUGGCUGGGCUUCAACUGCGGCAGCUCCUUCGGAGUACGCGGACACAAGUGGAAGUACGCCGCUCGUUCCGCCGUCACCACCAUCAAUGCCUCACUGGGCGGCGGCCUCUUUGGCAUGACGUACAGCCUGGCCACCACCAAGAAGCUGAUGGUCGGGGACCUCAUCAACAGCAUUCUGGGAGGACUGGUGGCCGUCACAGCCGGCUGCGCGCUCUACCGCUCCUGGGAGGCGGUGGUGGUCGGCAUAAUCGGCGGCAUGCUGGCCGUGAUCACCAUGCCGCUCGUCGACCGGCUGCACAUCGACGACCCGGUGGGCGCCGUCUCCGUGCACGGCGUCAGCGGUCUCUGGGGCGUGCUGGCCAUCGGCCUGUUUGUCGACGCCGACAGCCUGGAGAAGAUCACCAACGGGCGCGCGGGCCUCUUCAAAGGCGGCGGCUGGCACUUGCUCGGCGUGCAGGCCCUGACCUGCGCGUGCAUCAUCUCCUGGUCAGCCAUCGUCACGUUCGUCUUGCUCUUCUGCAUCAACAAGCUGAAGCCGAUCCGAAUGACGACGCACGAGGAGCUGCUGGGCGCCGACCUCGUUGAGCACGGCAUCCGACACCCGGGCUUGGGUCUCUCGCGCACCGUGUCGGCGCUCCGGCGUCACUCGGAGGUUGACGAGCGGCUCAAGGAGCUCGACCUGCCGCCGGAGGUCGGCUCCAACCUCGGGCACAUGACGCUCCUACAAAAACUGCGGCAGAGGAUAAGCCACCCGCGUGGCUCAGUGGCGGAGGCGUCCUUUGUGUCAUCGGCACGGCGGAGCGCGUUCGGAUCACGCACCGAGCCCAUUGUCCCAGUUACGGUUACUGAAGAUUCCAACAAAACUUCGAAGCCCCCGAAGAAAAACACCAGUCAUGUAGCAUGGAUCAACUUCGACGAACACCUGGAUAACAUGCAUCCCUAAAUCCCCCCUCCCCCACCCCUCCUCCGAUGUUGUCCGACUUGCGACAUCGUCCCAGAAUUUUAUCCGUUACGGGGAACUUAUCUCUUGGUGGCUUUAGCUCAUGUAACGACGGUUAGCAUCGGAUUUUUACUCUGGCGGUGAGGAGGGUCCACGAAAAUUAGUUGAUCAAAGUCCCUUGAAACCUUGU